This is a messenger RNA of Lepisosteus oculatus (spotted gar), 2964 nucleotides long. NCBI's taxonomy places the organism in Eukaryota, Metazoa, Chordata, Actinopteri, Semionotiformes, Lepisosteidae. The record is from RefSeq and is a predicted model, not a curated record.
CCUGUCCGUCUGACCAUCUGUCCACAGUACCACGCAGAGUCCAUUCUGAAUAUCCGGGAGGCGACGGAGACCCUGACCUCUGACCCUCUGUACUACCGGCCCGUGGCCAUCGCUCUGGACACCAAGGGGCCAGAGAUCAGGACAGGACUGGUCAGAGGGGAGGUGAACGGGGAGGUGGAGCUGGAGCGAGGGUCCCGGGUUCGAGUGGUCACGGCUGGCUCUCUGCGGGACAGCACGGACGGCCAGCUGAUCUGGGUUGACUAUGAGAGCCUGCCUCGCGUGGUCCAGCCUGGGAGACGCAUCUACAUCGACGACGGACUGAUCUCACUCAGGGUGCUGGAGAUAGGCCCAGACUGGGUGCAGACGGAGGUGGAGAAUGGGGGUGUCCUGUGCAGCAGGAAGGGGGUGAACCUGCCAGGGGCGAAGGUCGACCUGCCCGCGGUGUCAGAGCGAGACCGGGCGGACCUGGCCUUCGGGGUGCAGCAGGGCGUCGACAUGGUCUUCGCCUCCUUUAUCCGCAAGGCGGCGGACGUGCGCGCGGUACGGGCGGCGCUGGGCGAGGCCGGACGCCACAUCAAGGUCAUCAGCAAGGUCGAGAACCAUGAGGGGGUCAAGAGGUUCGAUGAGAUUUUGGCAGAGAGCGAUGGCAUCAUGGUAGCUCGUGGGGACCUGGGCAUCGAGAUCCCGGCGGAGAAGGUCUUCAUCGCCCAGAAGAUGAUGAUCGGACACUGCAACAGAGCUGGCAAACCGGUCAUCUGCGCCACACAGAUGCUGGAGAGUAUGGUGGGGAAGCCGAGGCCGACGCGGGCGGAGGGCAGUGACGUGGCGAACGCGGUGCUGGACGGCGCGGACUGUGUCAUGCUGUCCGCCGAGACGGCCAAGGGGCAGUACCCCAUUGAGGCCGUGCGAAUGAUGCACUCGGUGUGCCGGGAGGCCGAGGCGGCAAUUUUCCACCAGCAGCUGUUUGAGGAGCUGCGGCGGCUGACCCCGCUGACCUCUGACCCCACAGAGGUCACGGCCAUCGGCGCAGUGGAGGCGUCCUUCAAGUGCUGCGCAGGAGCCAUCAUCGUCCUCACCACCUCCGGCAGGUCGGCCCAGCUGCUCUCUCGGUACCGGCCGCGGGCCCCUAUCCUGGCGGUGACCCGCAGCGCCCAGGUGGCCCGGCAAGCCCAGCUGCUCCGCGGCGUCUUCCCAGCGCUGUUCCUCCAGCCGCCGGCCGCCGUCUGGGCCGACGACCUGGACCGCAGGGUCACCUUCGCCAUGGACAUCGGCCGGGCGCGCGGCUUCUUCGGGGCGGGAGACAUGGUGAUCGUGGUGACGGGCUGGAGGCCGGGCUCCGGGUUCACCAACAUCAUGAGGGCCGUCAGCGUGCCGUGAGCACGGCCUGACACAGCGACACAGCGACACAGCGACACAGCGACACAGCCGCUCUCUGAGACCGCAACACAGCAACACUGACACAGCAACUCUCUGAGACUGCAACACAACAACACUGACACAGCAGCUCUCUGAGACCGCAACACAACAACACUGACACAGCAGCUCUCUGAGACCACAACACAGCAACACUGACACAGCAGCUCUCUGAGACCACAACACAACAACAAUGACACAGCAGCUCUCUGAGACUGCAACACAACAACACUGACACAGCAGCUCUCUGAGACCGCAACACAGCAGCACUCUGACACAGCAACACAGCAACACAGCAACACAGAGCAGCAUAACACAGCAACUCUCUGACACCCCAACACAGCAACACUGACACAGCAACACAGCGACACAGAAACUCUCUGUCACAGUAACACACUGACACAGCAACUCUCUGUCACAGUAACACACUGACACAGCAACACAGCAACUCUCUGACACAGUAACACACUGACACACCGACUGACACAAGCACACAGUAUUACAGUGUACACAAGCAGCGCUGGGAGAUGUAACCCUACAGGCCACGCCUGCUCUUGUCAGAACGCCACAAUAAAUCAGUCAAGCCUCUCCUGUGCUGGGUGUGCGGUGUGUGUGUGUGUGCCUCUCGCUGAAGCCAGCCUGACCAUGGAGAUGACCACAUCAGCGUAGAGGGACAGACAGCUGGACAGAGACAAGACAGAUGGACAUAGGGACAGGCAAACAGACAGGUCGAUUAACAGGACAGCAGUGUCUGCUGCCUCGCGCGUUGGCAUCAAUACUCACACAGCGCAAUACAUCACUCCUGUGCCCCUGUGGACAGCGGGCACAGCCAGGAGAGAGGGCUGGUCUUCACCCUGGGGGCUCCAGAGCCUCUCUGAAUGAGCCCCCUACAGCGGCGUCAUCAUAACAGCAGACACAUCCUGGGGUGAUGUCAUCACACGACAAGCACAUCCUGGGGUGAUGUCAUCAUGGCCCCUAGCAGAUCCUGCGAUGAUGAUGUCAUCAUGGCUCCUAGCACAUCCUGCGGUGACGUCAUCAUGACACUGCACUGUGACUUCAUUUCUGCUGAACAUCUGUAGAAAGACUUUUGACAUUAACGUCACAUAGUGCAUUUCUUUUUUAGAAUUUCAACCUUGUGCACUACAUGUUCCUUAUUUUAUCCUGUCUCAUAUUUUGUAAACGGACAUUUAAACUCUUAAAACCUUAGACAGCGGAGAGAGUGUCAUGAAACCACGAUAAGAUAGGAGCCCAAACAGGAGACUCUGGCGUCUUGUUGACGGAUUAGCACAUCUCUGUGUCAGCGCGCUCGUCUUUCUCGCGGGCGGGUGGCGCCGGAUGAGAGUGAUGAUGAUGAUGACGUCUGUCAAUACCUGUGGGUCUCGCGCUCGGCCUCCGCCGUGUUGUCACUCUCCAGUCGCCUCGAGCCCCGCCGCCUGGCACGAGGCCCAGGAUAGAGAUGCGGCUGCCAUGGCAACAAGGAGAUCGGAAUAUUCCUGCACACCUCAGCGGGGCGUGCGCGCGCCGGGCUGGCGGAGCCGCCAGUGAAGCCCA